GGUGAUCAUAAACUCCUCCCUCUUACAACACUCACCAGGAAGAGACUGAGUUAUUUCUCUUUUCUGUCAUGAUGACUCUCUUCUCUCUCGACAAAAGCAAUAAAGAAGCAGCGAUCAGUGGAGAAUGAAGACAAACACUUUCAAGAAGGAUUUGUGAGACAUUUGUUUCUGAACAGAGAGCAGAUCGUUGUGAUUUAUUCUUAAACCCGUCGUUCAGAGAGUGAAAGUAAAGUUUGUGUUGCUGGAGCUCAAACUGUGGAAAUGGCUUCACUAAACGUGUCUGCAGAAGAGCUUUCUUGUCCCGUGUGCUGUGACAUCUUCAAGGCUCCUGUUGUUUUAUCCUGUAGUCACAGUGUCUGUAAAGAGUGUCUUCAACAGUUCUGGAGAACCAAGAAAACUCAAGAGUGUCCCGUCUGCAGGAGAAGAUCCUCAAAAGAAAAUCCUCCAUAUAAUCUGACACUGAAAAACUUGUGCGAGUCAAUCCAGAAGGAGAGAAAUGAGACUCGUUCACCAGGAUCUGAGGAGAUCUGCAGUUUACACAGUGAGAAACUCAAACUCUUCUGCCUGGAGGACAAACAGCCGGUGUGUUUAGUGUGUAUUACUUCACAGAAACACGACAAUCAUAAAGUCAGACCCAUCAGUGAAGUGGUUUCAUCAUAUAAGGAGGAGUUCAGAACAGCACUGAAGUCCUUACAAGAGAAACUUAAACACAAUGAAAAAAUGAAAGUAGAGUUUGAGGAAACAGAAUCAAGAGUCAUGUAUAGUAUCACCGCUCAAGCUGACCACACAGAGCGUCAGAUUAAACUGCAGUUUGAGAAGCUUCAUCGGUUUCUCAGAAAAGAAGAAAGAGCUACAGUCACUGCACUGAAGGAGGAAGAGAAGCAGAAGCAGCAGAUGAUGAAGGAGAAGCUGGAGGAGAUGAACACACACAUCUCAGCUCUUUCACACACAAUCAAAGACAUGGAGGAGAUGAUGAAUGCCAAUGACGUCUGCUUUCUGAAGGAGUUUCCAGUCUCAAUGGAAAGAGUCCAGAGCUCACGGCCGGAUCCACAGAUGGCGUCUGGAGCUUUGAUUCAUGUGCCACGAUACUUGGGCAACCUGCCGUUCAGAGUCUGGAAGAAGAUGGAGGACCUCGUCCAAAACACUCCUGUGAUUCUGGAUCCAAACACUGCGAAUCCACAUCUCGUCCUGUCUGAUGAUCUGACCAGUGUGAGAAACAGUGGGAACAAUCCAACUCUUCCUGAUAAUCCAGAGAGAUUUGACUGGUAUUCCUGUGUUCUGGGUUCAGAGGGUUUUAACUCAGGAACACACUGCUGGGAUGUGGACGUUAAAGAGAGUAAACUCUGGACUCUUGGAGUAACUUCAGCAUCAGCCCAGAGGAAGGGAUACGGUUUCUUCAACACUGAUGUCUGCUGUGUGUGGUACGGAUCUUCUGUAAAUUCUGGUUUUCUUAUUGAACAGAAGCUUGAUCGUGUGAGAGUGAAUCUGGACUGUGAUGGAGGAACGGUGUCGUUCUCUGAUCCUGUAACUAACACACAUCUACACACAUUCACAACCACCUUCACUCACCACACAAUCUUUCCAUUCUUCCGGUGUUAUCCCUCUCUGAGGAUCUUACCGGUCAACACUCAGUAAAGUGACUCCUGUAGAUCUGGAUCUUCCUGCUUUCAUCAUGUUUCCAAUAUUUACUCCAUAUCUCAUGAGUAAGAGUGCUGUAGAUCUGAGUGUCAGUACGGCUGCUGUGAUUGGGCCGUGAUGAUCACAUGACUGAUAUCCAGCACUACAGCAACACACACACACUCUCAUGUUGCUUUAACAGAUCAAUAAACAACUGUGAAGUUUGUCACUAAUUUUCACAUUAUUAUAUCAUAUAUUUUCUGUAAACUGAGCCUAAUUCUACACAAUGAAUAAUAGUUUAUUUCAGUUUAAAUGAUCAUUUUCUCAAUUAAGUACAUUGAUGUAAAAUUAAUGAUAAACAUUAUAGGAAGAUGAUGUUAAUAUUUCUCAACCGAUUUCAGUGAUUUAUGAUUUAUGUGGAUUAUAAAAAAGGUUCAGUCUGAAAUUAUUAAGACUCUCGCUGGUUUAGAGCUUGACAUUUUUUAAUGGUUAAUUAUUAAUGAGGAAUUGUGAAAACUCAAGCGUGUCGAGCUAAGUUUUGGUUUGUUUUUCUGGGUUAAUAAUUGUAGAGAUGUCCCUAAUGUAAUAUAAUUUAAUGUACAUGAAAUAUGUAUAUGUAUUGUGGAAAUGGUCAUAUUAGCUUUUUCUCUUGUUCCUUUAGUGUUCUGUCUUCAAUCUCGUCAUAGGACGGAUGUCACAGGGCAAUUUAAAUGAUGUGAAGAUAA
Messenger RNA from Pimephales promelas (fathead minnow), 2342 nucleotides. Lineage: Eukaryota; Metazoa; Chordata; Actinopteri; Cypriniformes; Leuciscidae. The record is from RefSeq and is a predicted model, not a curated record.